Messenger RNA from Heterobasidion irregulare TC 32-1, 759 nucleotides. RefSeq lists its product as uncharacterized. The annotation marks the transcript as partial. The record is from RefSeq and is a predicted model, not a curated record. Gene Ontology annotation, cellular component: membrane; endomembrane system. The transcript is spliced from 6 exons. NCBI's taxonomy places the organism in Eukaryota, Fungi, Basidiomycota, Agaricomycetes, Russulales, Bondarzewiaceae.
AUGUCGUGGCUGAGCAACUUGGAAGCCAAGCCGGAUCCAAACUUCAAAGAUGAAUCCCCCAAGGUCGCGGAUCCCAGCAUCCCCGACCGCAUGGUCUCGACGAAACGUGCCAAUCGGCCCUUUCUAGCUUAUAAGGAAUACCGGGAUCAACAACAGCAGCUGCACAACGCGUGGCUGGUGCGGAAGAAGGAACGUGAUGAGAAGAUCGCGAGAGGUGAGGAGGUGGGCCGGGAGGAACCUGACCCUACAGCGGAACGCGAAGUUGGCGUCGUCGAGCUGCUCAAGUUACUAGUCUACACUCUGCUUUUCAUCAUGCUAGCCGGGAAAUUCAUCGCAGGGGACUUCUUCUGGGGAUAUGAGGGCAAGUGGACGAAUCUCAAGACAUAUUGGCCAUCGAACCAGCGCCUCUUUUCUGAAGGCUACCUUGCAAAGUUUGACGGCAGUGAUGCUGAGAAGCCUAUAUAUUUAGCCAUCGACGGCGAUGUUUAUGACGUCUCCAGUAAUCGCCGUGUGUACGGCCCGGGUGGUUCUUACCACAUCAUGGCUGGUAAAGAUGCCGCGCGCGCCUAUGGAACGGGCUGCUUCCAAGCACACCAGACACAUGACCUCCGCGGGCUGAGCGAGAAAGAACUCAAGAGCGUCAAUCACUGGAAGCAGUUCUUCGCGAACCACAAGACAUACUUUAAAGUCGGGCGGGUCAGCCAUCCUCCGAUUGAUCCUGCUAGCUCGAUCCCAGAGCAUUGUGACCCUAAGAAAGCC